Messenger RNA from Schizophyllum commune H4-8, 846 nucleotides. RefSeq lists its product as uncharacterized. Lineage: Eukaryota; Fungi; Basidiomycota; Agaricomycetes; Agaricales; Schizophyllaceae. The transcript is spliced from 7 exons. The coding region runs from base 1 to 846 and encodes 281 amino acids. The record is from RefSeq and is a predicted model, not a curated record.
AUGGCACCCUUCUUCGCUUUCAUUUCUCUGGCUCUUGCCUUCAUCGUGAACGCCACACCCACUCCCGAACGUCGCCUGACGCACGUCCCUCGCGAGGCGACCAAGCUCGCCGCCGAUCCCGAGACCGGUACUAUCUACCUGUUCAACAGCCGCGACGAGCACCUAGGCAUACUGGAUCACGAUGCCGCCUCGUCCUUCCAGCGUCGCGCUGGUGGUUGUGCGGACAUCAGUGCCGACGAAGUUCAGCAACUUCCCGGCUGGAGCAAGCUCAAGGACCAGGCGAACUCGAUGUGGGGCGAUUAUCAACGGGAGAUAAAGACGAACAACCCGGAUUCGCAAUCCAUUGGUGGCUCGGUCGUGGGUACAAACGGCACUGUCAUGCUAUCGCAGACCGAGGGGACGUCGUACACUCUCGAGACCUCGACGACCAGACAAGCCUCGGUCGCUUUGGACCUCUCCGCUGAAGCAAAGUUGGGCAUUCCCGACAUUGCCGAGGUCACCUUCAAGACAUCCGUCACCACGACCGUGUCGAACACCCUUGGAAAGACCGAGUCUGCAACCAGCAACCAGCAGACCACGUCGACGGUCACCGCCCAGCAGAAGGAUGGUCAAACCUGCCAGCUCGACUUCGAGACGAAGACCUGCACCACGAAGGGCUCCGGCCAGAUGCCCUUCAUUGCGUCGGGAUGGGUCUGGUUCGUGUACAAGAACAAGACUAAGGAUCACUGGAACUGGGCGCUCCUGAUGGAAGGCUACCUGGACGAGAGCGAGCGCUCGACGUACAUGAGCUUCGACUCGAACAUCGGCACCGAGACGAAGUCGCAGUACAAUGUCGUCUGCCAGUGA